This is a messenger RNA of Fonsecaea nubica, 747 nucleotides long. Its product is annotated as phosphoribosylglycinamide formyltransferase. Gene Ontology annotation, biological process: 'de novo' IMP biosynthetic process. Gene Ontology annotation, cellular component: cytoplasm. The coding region runs from base 1 to 747 and encodes 248 amino acids. Gene Ontology annotation, molecular function: phosphoribosylglycinamide formyltransferase activity. The record is from RefSeq and is a predicted model, not a curated record. The transcript has a single exon. NCBI's taxonomy places the organism in Eukaryota, Fungi, Ascomycota, Eurotiomycetes, Chaetothyriales, Herpotrichiellaceae.
AUGGCCUCGAGAUCGAUAUCCACCGACAAGUCCAGAACUUACAGCACCUCCAACUCGUUCAGCUUGACCGUGCUCAUCUCUGGCUCAGGGACGAACCUCCAAGCUCUGAUUGACGCUUGCGGCCAAGCUCCUCCUUCCAAAGACAAACCAGCUCCUCGACGGCUGCUCCCCAAUGCUGAAAUAUCACAUGUCAUCUGCAAUCGUCGUGAAGCCAAAGGCAUUGCUCGCGCCCAAGAUGCUCACAUUCCGGUGACAUACCACAACCUGCUCGCAUACAAGAAGAAAUUCCCGGACACGGAGGCCGGGGUCACUGCUGCUCGGAACCAGUACGACACCGACCUAGCCCAGAAGAUCCUCACGCACAUCCCUUGUCCGGACCUGGUGGUCUGUGCAGGCUUUAUGCACAUCCUGUCUCCGGUGUUCAUCAACGCUCUAGCCUCCGCCAAUGUGCCCAUUAUCAACCUCCAUCCAGCAUUGCCAGGGCAGUUCGACGGGGCAAAUGCCAUCGGACGUGCUUAUGAGGCAUUUCAAAGAGGAGAGAUCUCGAAUACUGGCGUCAUGGUCCACUACGUGACUGCUGAGGUAGAUCGCGGGGCACCUGUCCUGGUGCGGGAAGUCGAGAUUAAACCUGGGGAGUCGCAGAGCGAUCUGGAAGAGAGAAUACAUGAGACAGAAUGGAAGCUGAUUGUCGAUGCUACAAGUCGGGUGUUGGCAGAUUUGGAGGAGAAGCGCAGGCAGGAGAGUUGA